Messenger RNA from Botrytis fragariae, 822 nucleotides. RefSeq lists its product as uncharacterized. The transcript has 4 exons. Lineage: Eukaryota; Fungi; Ascomycota; Leotiomycetes; Helotiales; Sclerotiniaceae. Bases 1 to 822 code for a protein of 273 amino acids. The record is from RefSeq and is a predicted model, not a curated record.
AUGUCUCAAGAUCCUAAGUUCAACAAGAAUUAUCUCUACUCUUCAAAGCCGUCCAUGAACAACGCAUUCCCUGCCUUUUCUGCCACCGUUAAUGCUCCAGAUCCUCGCUACAGCCAGAACUUUCCCCAUCCCUCAAUAAACCGUCAAUCCUCUAGCGCAUAUGUGGCAUAUUCUACCUCUGCUUCUACCUCUACUAGUAAUGCUUUAGCUCCACACGCAUACUCGCCAAGCUCCACAUCCUCUACAUAUGCCUCUGUUUCUGCUUCUGCUGGCGACGCCGCAGCCGACUAUGUCCUCCCAGCAAAAACACGCCACCAUAAAUACGGUUUCUCAUCGAGACUGUCCCAGGCCUCAUGCUCUUCAGACACAUGUUCUCAACCAUCCUUACCCCCCUCUCCUACACCCUUUGACAUGCGACCUACUCAGAAAUGGCUCUCUCAAUUGCGGUAUGACAUCCCAGUCAAGUUGACAGCUCAAGGAACAAAGGGUAACUCAGACAGUUUCCGUGACCGAGAAGUAUCAGGCAGAAUUAACCGCUCGGCUUCGAGAUCGAGCUCCCCGACACCAACAUCAGUGGGUAGCUCUUCUAGUAGUAGAGGACGGCCACGAGUAGGUGGGUUGUACGAGAUUGAUUACAUCAGACCGAAGAGGAGGCCCUGCGUCUCUAAGGAAACUCGCAAAAAGGAGAUAACAGAAAGACAGGCAAUCGCGCGACAGUCGGCGGGAAGACAGACAGCUGAAAGCCCAACAGCCGACGAGGAGGAAAGAAAAAGAAAGAAGCCGGAGGAUUGGAAAGAAUGGCAGACUGAUGAGAAACAUUAA